Messenger RNA from Megalobrama amblycephala (Wuchang bream), 5198 nucleotides. RefSeq names its product ALX homeobox 4a (gene alx4a). The transcript has 4 exons. Lineage: Eukaryota; Metazoa; Chordata; Actinopteri; Cypriniformes; Xenocyprididae. Bases 500 to 1603 code for a protein of 367 amino acids. Gene Ontology annotation, molecular function: DNA-binding transcription activator activity, RNA polymerase II-specific; RNA polymerase II transcription regulatory region sequence-specific DNA binding. Gene Ontology annotation, biological process: regulation of transcription by RNA polymerase II. The record is from RefSeq and is a predicted model, not a curated record.
AUCAACCAUUAAAUUGCUCCCUCCGUGUUGCCCUUCACAUUCAAUCAGUUAUAUAUUUCAUAUCCUAAUGACAUUAAUGUCAUGUGUUAAGUCCCCCCACAUAUUUCCAACAAAACAUUUUUUUCUUCUUAGCAAAAGGUCUGACCUCACCCAUUCAUUUCAUCUACAUAAUAACCGAGGAGAGGUCUUGACGUGCAUAGUGGUCUAUACCGAGGAGAUCUGGGCUGCAUCUUCAGAAGACGCAUUUUUCGUUACUCCUCUAACCUUAAGGGGGCUUUUUAGCUUUUGGUGAGCUAUCCGUUUCUGGAAAACAUCUGAAUCAUUUUAUAACCAAAGCCAGCUGCUGCACAAGUCUAUGCGUGCGCGUGUGAGUGUGUGUGUAUUCGUUUGUACGAGGAAGAGGGAGAGAGUGUGAGAGUAUCUGUUCGCUUUGCUCUCCAAAAAAAGAAAGAAAAAAAUCGUUUGGAGGUCUUUUUCUUCCCGAAACUUUUUUUUAGGAAUGAACGCCGAGACGUGCGUUUCAUACUGCGAAAUGACAUCCAUGGAUUCAUAUUAUAGCCCAUCUGCACCGCAAGGUAGGGAUCACCAGGCGAACCCUUUCAGGACAUUCCAGGCGAGUGACACCAAAUACAGCCCCGCUUUCCUGACCAACAAAGGUCAGGCGUACGGGGAAAAAUCUGGGAGUCCGUUCCAGCAGGAAUGCCAGUCAUUGGAUGCCACUGCUGGGGAAGGCACCUUUAACAAAUACCACCUCUUCAUGCAGAGGUCCUCCUGCAAAACUCCCCCAGACAGCAGGAAACUCCAGCAGGAAAGCGGACACAACGGAGGGCUCAUCGCGUGUUAUGGUAAAGACAGCACAGGGCUGACAGAUUCUGAGUUGCCCCAAAACAGUGAUCCUGCAGGGAUGGAUGGCAGCUACCUCAGCGUAAAGGAGUCAGGAGUGAAGAGCCCCCAACAGCCAAACUCAGAGUUGGCUUCUCCGUUGGACAAGGCCGAGGGAGAGAGCAACAAGGGCAAGAAAAGACGCAACCGUACCACCUUCACAAGCUAUCAGCUAGAGGAGCUGGAGAAAGUCUUUCAGAAAACACACUAUCCCGAUGUCUACGCCCGGGAACAACUCGCACUGAGGACAGACCUGACAGAAGCUCGUGUACAGGUAUGGUUCCAAAACCGCAGAGCCAAGUGGCGGAAAAGAGAGCGUUUUGGACAGAUGCAGCAGGUCCGGACACAUUUUUCCACGGCCUAUGAACUGCCUCUUCUCACUCGGCCUGAAAACUAUGCUCAGAUUCAGAACCCUUCUUGGAUAGGCAGCAGCAGUGCGGCAUCUCCGGUGCCAGGCUGCGUCGUACCCUGUGACUCGGUCACUUCCUGCAUGCCACCUCAUCCACAUGCUGCUAGCGGAGUGUCUGACUUCUUGGGUGUGCCCAGUCCUGGAGGUCACAUGGGACAGACACACAUGGGCAGCUUGUUUGGGAGUCCAGGCAUGGGCACUGGUAUUAAUGGGUACGAUCUAAACAUGGACCCCGACAGGAAAUCUUCCAGCAUCGCCACACUGCGAAUGAAAGCUAAAGAACACAGCGCAGCCAUCUCUUGGGCUACAUGACUCCCCCAACUUUAGGACCGUAUCUCUGAAGUCCCUCAACAAACAAGAGAAGGAGGAGCAAAUGUGAACACAAGUUAGCCACCAAAGCAUGACCUGGGAUCAAGGAGUGUGUGGACUGACAAAGACAAGAAAAAGAAAUUGAGAACCCAUGAGAUUUAUUUCAAUUUGAAGUCUAGAGAGACUAGGGAAAAUCAGAGAUCAUAAAACUGAGAAUGUUCUGGCUUUAAAACAAGAAAGAUGACAGAAACUUGACAUUUGAAUGCAUACAAGAAUUAAAUGAAAAAGAAAAAAAUGAACAGAAAAAAAACCCUGCACUUAUCUGCCACUAGUGUCCCAUUUGUAAAACACACGUAAAUUUAUCAAAACGCAUCUGGCUUCUUUUUCAUCUCAGCAUAAUCAAAACCUAUUAAAUUCUUGUUCUGUCACAGACUCCUUUUCCAAAUAUGCUAUUUCUGCCUAGACAGUUCCAAAGGACAAACAAUAGUUUCUCACAGUAAAACUUUCCCAUUGCAGCCUGUAUCCAAACAUAUAUACAGUAUAAUCGCCAGUUCCCAAUAUCUAACCCCACAAAAUCCCUCAAUGAACAAUCACUACUGCUCAUUGAUUCAUUUGUUCAUAUUAAUUCAUAUGGAAUUGCAGAAGUCGGCUAUUUAAGAGAUAUACUACAAGUCUGUUGGGCGUGGGACAUCAGGCAUGUAUUGAUCAAAGCAAUUCAGUUACAGAACAAAAAAUAAACAGGUGGCAGUCUCUGUCCACACUGCAAUCUAUCUUUCUAUUAUUUGCAAUCCCUUUCAAUUUCUCUGCAGGAAAGAAUUGUCCUAAAGCUGUUUGGCCAGAUUUGACAGCAGCAUCUGGUACACAAAUCUUGGAUCCAUCAUACCAGCUGUCAAGUUGUCAAACAUCACUAAGAACUACAAUCUACAAAAAGGAUGUAAAAAUAGGUUGAAAAAGUUUUGCUUUCUUUGUGUUUUGAAGAUCACAAUAUUCUUGCAUCUUUUUAACUUUUCAGUGAAUGUUGGAGCCUUGGCUACUCUCCCCUCACUCUCCAUCUCCUGGCUAUAAAAUACGUAUCGUGGGGCUGCCUGAAAUUUAAACUAUGCUUCGUUAAUUUUUUCCGCAGAAGUCCUCAUUGCACCAUCUAAAAAAUGAAACUAUCAACUUGCCAAUCUAGGCAUCAUCCACCAUGGCUCUGAUUGGGUGGAAGCAAUACUGUUCUUUGGCAUGUAAUCACUGACAUUGCCAUGCACCACCACUGAGGUGGUGGAAAUAUAAAGCGAGCCCCAUUUCAAGGUACUACGAGCUUUCUGCGUUUCCCGAGUCAGAUUUAGCUCAGGUAAAACAAAGCUGUUUGAAAUCUGGAGCUGAAUCUGAUACGUUCUGCCCUUUGGAGAAGCCAUUUCUAAUUUGAAAAUGAGAACCACAUUUCCUUUCCUUCAUUCUGCUGUGCAGCUUAUCUGGAUCCCUGGAGAUACGUAUAUAUAUAUAUACACACACACACACAACUUUUUUGUUUGUAAUACCAGAGCAGUGACUUACCUGGUUUGGGGGGGUCACAACAUGGAAUCAUGUUCCAUAUUGAGGUCUUUUUUAGACCUACAGAAACUUGGCUUACAUUACUUAAUGUUUUUAAACAAAACCUCACUAUAAAUGCAUAGGACACAAUAUGAUGUUAAAAAUCACUUUGUAAGAGAACCUCAUUACAUAAAGUUAAUUAGAGAUCACCUCCUUACUGCUGCUCAGUCUUGUGUCCCAUGGCCUGUAUAUAUGAUAUGUAAAGUGUUGGAGCUUCAUGAAGUUCGAGCCAUGCUUCAUUACUUUUUUGGCAGAAGUCUUCAUUGCAUCUCAUGACUGAGCAUCUCGUCACCCACCCUUUCAAGGGACCUGUUGGGGGAAAACAUUUUUUUUUUUUGAUAAUGUUAAUGUGCUUUUCAUUAGAACUAAAGCUGACCCGUCCUGCACCGAUCCCAUUCAACAGAGUAGCAGUUCAACCUCCAGUCUGCCAGUGCAGAAUUGUGAGUCCUGACAGUGUCACUUUGGCCUUUAAGAGGUUACUGAGAGGGUGAAGUGACUAUAUAGUGUUCCGGUGUUCUGGGAAAGGACAAUCCACACAGCUGUGUGCGGGAUAAAUGCAAAACAAACAUGCCUCGCACAUGCUUCCCUUCAGCUGUCAUGGCUCUUCUUUCAAAGCCCCAUGCUGAACAGGGCCUGGCCUGCUACCCUGGCCAAAGCCUCAGCCCUCAGUGUCUCCGAGUCCAUGCACACCCAUGCUCUCGGGCAGUCUUUUUAAUUAACACAGAGACAUCUGCGGAGAAGGAUUCUGUGACAGCCUGGGCUCUGUGUUAGCCUAUCUUUAACUAUUGUGGAGCCGGGAAGGACGUCGAAGCUCAGGUCAACACUAUCAUUACUCUAUGUAGUAUCAGCACACACAUACUUACAUACCAUUAAAUGAGCUAAUCUGCACAUAACACAACACAAGUCAUCACAUUUGCUUUUAAUACUCUUGUAUUUCAUUCAAAAGGUAAAUCAUAACUAAACAUGUAGAAAGGUCAAAACGGUUCUGUAGAGACUGUACAAGAACAGAUUGUACAGUACCUAAAGGAAAUGUUAAUUUCAGACAGUACCUUGCAGAUGCCUAUGAGUUACAGAGAUGCUUAAGUCUCUGUCCCAUCUCUCAAAACUUAUACUACUGAAGUAGGCAUAUCCAAGUACUAGAAUAAUAUUAUGCUUUGUUUUGUGUGUGGUCGCAUGUAUGGUUUUCUUUGGAUUCCUAUCUUGCAUAAAAUACCCUUGGAGCCGUUCUUUUGUAAAAAAUAUCCUUAUUAGAAAUAUAUUAUUUUAUGUGUGACUAAGGGUUCUGGCUGUUGUUGUAUUGUGGGUCUAGGGAUAAAAUGCGAUACAUUUGGGUUUUUGGUGUGUAAAUGAACCUAAAAUAGUUGUGAUGGCUUAAAGCUAAACAUAUGGCUUUUGAAUCAUUUUGAAUAAUUAUUUACUUUCAAGCUUGUUUACGGUCUAUAUAUAUUGUGUGAUUUACAACCGUAAGUUAUUGCACUUACAAUUUUUUUUUUUAAAUUGUUGGAAUUGCUUUGAGAACAUCUGAUUCAAGUGGAAUAUCACUAUAAAAUAUGUGUACACUCAAUCAACUAUCAAGUACUCUGUGAACAUGACGGUGAAGUACCGAGGGCUGGUAAAUUGCUGGUUUAUUGUCAACGUGCGUUUUCAGAUGUGUUUAAAAUCCGAAAAAAAACAAGUUGUAUAUUUUGUUUAAACUUGGCCCAAAGCCUCUCAAAAAUCAGAAAAAUUUGUGAAUACCAAUUUUGAGUGAGUCACUCUGCUUCUCACACAUUGUUCUCAGAACCUGAUAUAACAGCCAUCUUACUUUAAAGACAUAUUGAAGACAUGAAGUUCCUGUUGGCAAGAGACUUUUACUAGGCUCUCCUUUAAUGGGUUAAAAAAAAGCCUACAUUUAAACCAUUACAGGUUCUGGAUAUUCUACUAUGGAUGUUUCAUUUCAUUUGACAUUUUCUGUGUGCUCAUUUUUGUUUGUUUCUCUAAAUGCAGAUGAAUAAUAAUAAUAAUAAUAAAAAAAAAACUAAUA